Ochlerotatus camptorhynchus is the source of this 3001-nucleotide messenger RNA. Its product is annotated as arylsulfatase B-like. The coding region runs from base 652 to 2685 and encodes 677 amino acids. The transcript has 4 exons. The record is from RefSeq and is a predicted model, not a curated record. NCBI's taxonomy places the organism in Eukaryota, Metazoa, Arthropoda, Insecta, Diptera, Culicidae.
AGGACUUCCAUUUCGGUUGGCAGUGAGCUGGUUAGUACCGGCCGGUUUCCGUACCAUUCGAGUUCUGGACGCCGUCGAAUGUGGUCGCGUUGCCGUGGUCCGUCCCCGAGUGUCGUCUAAAUUAAUCGAGUAUAUUUCUCGGUAGAGGCCCGCAGUAGCUCCACCAUAAAAUAAAUUAAUUUAAAUUGUUCGCGAACCGCGCUGAUGCAGCAGUGGAGAAUGAGAGCAAAAGUGGUGAUCUUCCGCGUCGUGUGAAAAAAACAAGACGUUAACAUAACGUAAACAACUUCGCUAAACAAAGUUUCUCCAUUUGUAGAACAAUGCGAGUGAAGUGAUAUCUACUAAAGUGCGCCGUGUUACCUAAUGGCAUAACAGAGUGAUAAAUCGGUGAAGAAGAAACGCAUAAUUGGGUUCAGAACUGCUCGGAACUUAAUUGAAUUGAGUCGUUGGAGGAAUUACAGGCUGAUUGAGGCAGUGAUAGAGCUUUCGAACUUAAUUGGGCAGUGAUUAAGUGCGUUGACUACCAACGUGCUGGACUACCCCACUCGGGAAGAUAUUGACGGGAGAAGGCGCACGAGACACACAGAUAUCGUUUCACUCAAGGUUGUCGCAAAAGGAACCGAAGAGGGUCUCAAGUUCAACCACCGUACCAUGGUACUCUUCCCCGUCAGCAUCUCGCUGACAGCGGUCCUUCUGUUGCACAGUAUCCCUGCUUCGAAAAGUGAACCCAACAAUGGCCAACGACCACCACACAUCGUCAUCAUCAUGGCCGACGACAUGGGCUGGAACGACGUGGGCUUUCACGGCUCGAAUCAAAUUCCAACGCCCAACAUCGACGCUCUCGCCUACGAUGGCAUCAUACUCAAUCGACACUACACGGCACCGAUGUGUACCCCCUCGAGGGCAUCCUUGAUGACCGGGAAGAACCCGAUCAGUAUCGGGAUGCAGCAUUACGUCACAGUUUCCGACGAACCGUGGGGCCUGGGACUGGAUCAGAAGAUCAUGCCGGAGUACUUUAAGGAAGCCGGCUAUCGGACGCAUUUGGUGGGAAAGUGGCAUCUGGGAUUCUCGGCCAAACAGUACACGCCCACUAUGAGGGGGUUCGAUACCCACGUGGGUUAUUUUGGACCCUAUGUCGAUUACUGGGACUACACGUUGAAGAUGGGACCGCCCAAGGACUACGUGGGUUACGAUUUGCGUAAUAAUUUGGAGGUGAAUCGGAACUCGAAUGGAACUUACGCGACGGAUUUUUUCACACAAAUGGCUUCGUCGAUCAUUGAGAACCAUGAUGUAAAGGAUCCGUUGUUUCUCAUGAUGAGUCAUUUGGCACCGCACGCGGCGAACGACAAUGAACCACUACAGGCACCGGAGGAAACCAUCAGGAAGUUUGACUAUAUUUCCGAUGAGAACAGAAGGAUCUACGCUGCCAUGGUGUCAAAGUUGGACGACAGCGUUGGACAAAUUUUCAACAGUUUGCGAUCCAAAAACAUGUUGGAUAACUCGAUCAUCUUGUUCAUGUCGGAUAAUGGAGCACCAAGCGUAGGCCUACAUGCGAAUAGUGGAUCAAACUAUCCGCUGAGAGGAAUCAAAAACGUUCCAUGGGAAGCGGCUACGCGCAACAUAGCUGCCAUCUGGAGUCCCCUACUUCAGGAACGGCAACGUGUCUCGAAUCAGUUUAUUCACAUAUCCGAUUGGCUGCCGACGCUGGCAUCGGCCGCAGGAAUCGAUAUCCCCUUCUCCAAGGAUCACUCGGAAAUCGACGGCCUGGAUCAGUGGGAAGCCCUAUCAUACGAUACCGGCAAUCCCCGCCGGGUAGUCUUGAACAUGAUCGACGAAAUCUACGGAUACAGCAGCUACAUGGAGAAUGGGUUCAAAAUUGUCAAUGGAACUUUCUCCAAUGGUGAAUACGAUGGAUGGUACGGACAGCUGAAUGCCAGCGAUCAAACUCCCAGCGACGAUGAUAACAUCAAUUUGGUACUGCAAACCGAAAUCAUCCGAUGGGCAGAGGAGGAGUCCAUAUCCAAGGAUACUAUCAAAUACCUCCGAAAGCACGCCCGGGUCAACUGCACUCGUGCACCGGAUGCAAAGAAGUGCAAUCCGCUCAUCCGACCUUGUCUGUUUGACAUCAUCAACGACCCUUGCGAGUUGAAUGAUCUCUCGCAAAAAUUUGUCCACAAAUGUCGGGAGCUCCGUUCGACGGUACAAGCCUACCGCCGGUUAGCAGUAAAGCCCCGGAAUAAACCUGCCGAUCCUACAGCAAACCCGGCCAACCACGGUGGCAUCUGGACCUGGUGGAUGCCGGACCUCUCCAAGGAACAACUCGCGCAGCAAGCUGUCGAUGAGGCUGAACAUCGCCAGGCAUACCUUCCGAUUCCUCCACCGCACUCGAGUCUACCGGAGGACAUUCGAUUGCCCGUAAUUAUAACCAUUACCGUAGUUGGGGUCCUAUUUGUUUCCGGGGCCCUUCUCUAUAUGUCCAAUAAAGAUGUAAUGCGACUCUGUUCAAGGUCCACGGGUACGACGGUGAACUCAACGGUACAGGUUACCAAUUUGACUCAAUCGGAGAGUGCCAGCAGCGACGAUAAGCUAUCGGAAGUGUUUGCAAACUCCCCGCUGCAGUCGCCCUCAAUCCGACCCGAUCCUAAGGUAUACCAUAUCAGUAAUAGUAGGUUGGAUAGGUAUUGAAUUGUUCGGUUGCACCGUUCGGUACUAACCUUAUUACUACGAGGCAAGGUUUCAGUAGUAGAAGUUGGAAAAUUUACAGGUUGGGACGGUAGUUUAGUCUAAAAGAUUCCACAUGGUUUAAGGCAGUGGAAGCACAACUAACUUGUGGGCAAUAUUUGUACAUAAUUCUUACGGUUUCACUCAGCUGUAGCUAGAUUUGUAAGGUGCUUUAUUUAUCAUCGACCAAUUUCAUUCUUUGCAGGACCAAACGAAUAGUUUCAGAAGGAAAAGAUCUCGCUGUGAAUAUACAAGUGUACUUAAAAGAGGAACAUUUUUU